Messenger RNA from Limanda limanda (common dab), 993 nucleotides. Its product is annotated as ephrin-B2a-like. Gene Ontology annotation, molecular function: ephrin receptor binding. Gene Ontology annotation, biological process: axon guidance; blood vessel morphogenesis; ephrin receptor signaling pathway. The record is from RefSeq and is a predicted model, not a curated record. Lineage: Eukaryota; Metazoa; Chordata; Actinopteri; Pleuronectiformes; Pleuronectidae. The transcript has 5 exons. Bases 1 to 993 code for a protein of 330 amino acids. Gene Ontology annotation, cellular component: plasma membrane.
AUGGGGAGCAGUGCGUGGAGCUGCGGGGCCGUGAUGCUGCUCAGCAUCUUCUGCUGCUGCCGCGCCGCCACGCUGGAGUCCAUCCACUGGAGCGGCUCCAACGCAAAAUUUAUUGCAGGUCAGGGUCUGGUCCUGUAUCCUCAGAUAGGGGACAAGAUGGACAUUGUGUGUCCCCGGGCAGACGCUUCCCCGGGGGGGCAGGAGGAGUUCUACAGGGUGUACCUGGUCUCCCGCAGUCAGAUCGAGAGCUGCACCAUCGACAAGACGGACACGCCCCUGCUGAACUGUGACAAGCCUCACCGGGACGUCAAGUUCACGUUCAAGUUCCAGGAGUUCAGCCCCAACCUGUGGGGUUUGGAGUUCCUCAGGGGGAGGGACUAUUAUAUCACCUCCACCUCGACAGGAGCUCUUCAAGGUCUGGAUAACACUAAUGGAGGAGUGUGUAGGACCAAAUCCAUGAAGCUGAUGCUGAGAGUCGGCCAGAGCUCCUCAGAUCCACCUUCAAUACUCCAGGAGUCGCCCACCAGAUUCCCGCCUUCACGACCGAAACCCAAGGCCAAGGACGAGUCUGCCAAGGAACGCGACACAAAAAGCAAAACUGACGCAGACCAGGAGAAAGGACAAACGAACCCCGGUGGCGGCGGUGACUCGGAGACACAGCUGUUCGUGUGGGUUUUUUCAGGCUGCGUGAUCGUCUUUCUGGUCGUCAUCAUUCUGCUGGUGCUGCUGUGGAGGCGCCGUCACCGCCACUGCCUCCCAGAGAGCCAGCAGUCCGCCUCCGUGUCCCUCAACACCUUGGCCCUGCCGAAGCGGGACAGCAUCGGCAGCGACAACAACGACUCGGACCGCAGUGACGUGGUCUUCCCCAUGCGGCCUUCUGACAGCAUGAUCUGCCGUCACUAUGAGCGUGUGAGCGGCGACUACGGUGCACCUGUCUACAUCGUUCAGGAGAUCACACCUCAGACUCCAACCAACCUCUACUACAAAGUCUAA